Eruca vesicaria subsp. sativa (arugula) is the source of this 1524-nucleotide messenger RNA. The record is from the annotation of a GenBank genome assembly. NCBI's taxonomy places the organism in Eukaryota, Viridiplantae, Streptophyta, Magnoliopsida, Brassicales, Brassicaceae.
AUUCGUUAUUUUACUACUCAGCCCAUCAAUUACAAAACAAAAGCAGUGGAAAUCUCAAGUAAUUUUUUGAGCUACUGGAGAUAUUGCAGCCUAUACUACUAUAUAUACCCUCUCAUGCCAAGCCAAUUAAUAUCACAUCUAACCCAAAACAUAUAAUACAAUGACCACUCUGGUUCUAAUCCUCCAGCUUCUUUUCAUCAUCCCAUUAGCAUUUGGGUUAAACCACCCAAACUGUGACCUCAGCAACACUCAAGACAAAGACUCUACCCUAAGAAUCUUUCACAUAGACAGCCCUUGCUCGCCCUUCAAAUCAUCAUCCCCACUCUCAUGGGAAGCACGUGUACUAAAGACACUGGCUCAAGACCAGGCCCGUCUUCAGUACUUGACCAGCCUCGUCGCCGGAAGAUCUGUGGUUCCCGUCGCCUCCGGGCGUCAAAUGUUGCAGAGCACAACGUACAUUGUCAAGGCUAAGAUCGGAACUCCGGCUCAGUCUCUACUCCUAGCCAUGGACACGAGCAGUGACGUGGCUUGGUUACCUUGCUCUGGCUGCGUUGGCUGUCCUUCAACCACCGCCUUUUCUCCGGCCAAGUCCACCACUUUCAAGAACGUCAGUUGCAACGCUCCUCAGUGUAAGCAGGUACCCAACCCCACGUGCGGAUCAAGCGCGUGCGCUUUCAACCUCACCUACGGAAGCUCUUCCAUCGCCGCAAACCUCUCUCAGGAUACGAUCCGUCUCGCCGCCGAUCCAAUCAACGCCUUCACCUUUGGAUGUGUCAACAAGGUCGCAGGAGGAGGAACCAUCCCUCCGCCACAAGGCUUGUUGGGCCUGGGACGAGGCCCAUUAUCACUCAUGACACAAGCUCAGUCACUCUACCAGUCCACCUUCUCCUACUGUUUACCUAGUUUCAGGUCACUAGCCUUCUCUGGAUCGUUGAGACUCGGCCCCACUUCUCAGCCACUGCGCGUGAAGUACACGCCACUCUUAAGAAACCCGAGAAGGUCAUCUUUGUAUUACGUCAACCUCGUUGCGAUACGUGUCGGUAACAAAGUCGUCGAUUUACCUCAGGAAGCUAUUGCUUUUAAUCCCACAACAGGCGCUGGAACCAUCUUCGACUCCGGGACCGUGUACACGCGACUGGCUAAACCGGUUUACGAGGUGGUGAGGGAUGAGUUCAGGAGGCGCGUGAAGCCACGUAACGCUGUGGUGACGUCACUCGGAGGCUUCGACACGUGCUAUUCAGGGCAAGUCACGGUGCCGGCGAUAACAUUCAUGUUCAAGGGAGUGAACAUGACGAUGCCCGCGGAUAACCUGAUGUUACACAGCACCGCCGGGACCAUGUCGUGCCUAGCCAUUGCAGCUGCGCCAGAAAACGUGAACUCUGUGGUGAAUGUGAUCGCGAGCAUGCAGCAACAGAACCACCGUGUCUUGAUCGAUGUUCCCAAUGGACGGAUCGGGUUGGCACGUGAAUUAUGCUCUUAAAAAGUUGAAUGAGACAAUAAUUUAUUAAGAGAGCAGAGACCAUG